This is a messenger RNA of Camelina sativa (false flax), 1133 nucleotides long. Its product is annotated as E3 ubiquitin-protein ligase ATL76. The record is from RefSeq and is a predicted model, not a curated record. Gene Ontology annotation, biological process: protein ubiquitination. NCBI's taxonomy places the organism in Eukaryota, Viridiplantae, Streptophyta, Magnoliopsida, Brassicales, Brassicaceae. Gene Ontology annotation, molecular function: transferase activity.
CAAGCUAUAUAUAAAGACCACUUUCAAUUCCCCAAAACUUUAAGAAGCAAUAACCAAACAAAGCAAAGCAAAGCAGAGAGAGGAAAUUUUGAUUUAAAGCUUUUGUCAAAGAAUAAAAAAAUGUCUGCAAAUGAGUUACCUGCUUCAGCUCAAUCCUUCCAAGAACAAUUACUUGGCGGUUACGUCUCUAGAAAGCUUCUUCUGCCCAACCCAUUUGACCACAACUCUCAACGAUACUUGGCAGUUGCACCAUCUCCUCUCAUAACUCAUGAAAACAAUCUAAAAGGCAAUGUUCUGAUGCUUCUCUCAGUCCUCAUCUGUGGCAUUAUAUGUUGCCUUGGGUUACAUUACAUCAUUCGUUGUGCAUUCAGACGUUCUUCAAGUUUCAUGAUCUCUGAGCCUAUAUCUAGUCUAUCAACACCACGAGGCUCAUCAAACAAAGGAAUCAAGAAGAAAGCUCUUAAAAUGUUUCCAGUUGUGAGUUACGCACCUGAGAUGAACCUGCCGGGGGUUGGCGAAGAGUGUGUCAUUUGUUUGUCGGAUUUUAUUUUCGGUGAACAACUCAGGCUGCUCCCCAAGUGCAACCACGGGUUCCAUAUUCGUUGCAUAGACAAGUGGCUUCAACAUCAUUUGACUUGCCCCAAAUGCAGACACUGCCUGGAUGAGACAUGCCAAAAGAUGUUAGGUGACUUCAGCCAAGCUGAUUCAGUUGCGACAGCACCCACAGAGAGUGUAAUUGUCAGGAUUGCUCCUCUAGAACCUGAAAGUAGAGUAAACCCUUUUAGAGAAAGCAGCUAGAUUGUAAGAAAGGUAGAAAACAUCAUCAAUUUAGAAUUUGUCAGCAGUUAGAUAGGAGAUAUUAUAAUCUUGAGCAAUAUUCAUGUCUUUAGCCAUAGAAGGGGUUUCUAAAAAGAGAAAAAAAACAUAGGACACUUCUAAAAUUUUGAUGUCCUUUUUUCCUGUAGCACAAAGUGUAUACAGACACAGAGAGAAUAUAUGAUAUAUCUCACUUUCAAUAGCAUCUCACGAGUUCAACAAAGUUCUUUUGGCGAAGUUAUCUUUUACGGUAGAAUGUAUAUUAUGAAGUCUUAUCCAAAAACAUUAAGAAUCAUAUACAACCAAAGCUUGAUAAG